Acipenser ruthenus (sterlet) is the source of this 2490-nucleotide messenger RNA. RefSeq names its product scavenger receptor cysteine-rich type 1 protein M130. Gene Ontology annotation, biological process: T cell costimulation. Bases 392 to 2083 code for a protein of 563 amino acids. Lineage: Eukaryota; Metazoa; Chordata; Actinopteri; Acipenseriformes; Acipenseridae. The record is from RefSeq and is a predicted model, not a curated record. The transcript has 11 exons. Gene Ontology annotation, cellular component: plasma membrane.
CUCCCUCUCUCUCCCUUCCUCCCCCUCUCUCAAUCUCUCCCCCUCUCUCUCGCUCUCUUCCUCUUCUCUCUUUCAUCUCUCCUCGCGCUGAAAGGAAGUUCGUUGCUUUUGCAAACUUUGCUCGCUAUCUCUCUCUCUCUCUCUCUCUCUCUCUCUCUCUCUCUCUCUCUUUCUCUUUCUCUGUCUCUCUUUCUUUCUCUCUGUCACUCACUCUCUCCUCAGAGCUGCUGCUGUUCAAAAACGUUUUGUCUUUUCAUUUGUUACAAGAACGCGUCUAACGCUAUAAACAAUAAAACUACAAUAAUAAUAAUAAUAAUAUUAAUAAUAAUAAUAAUCAUCACGAUUAAUUAAAACAAUAACACUUUAGCUUCCAGAGGAUUUAUAUAUUUUUAUGAAUGACACAAAAAUGGGACCAAGAUUAAAGCGCUGUAUAUUUCAGCUCAUUUACAGCGCUGUCGGUAUCUUUUUAGAAGCUGCGAGCGCUUCAUUAAACACAGCAGCCGCUCCUGUCUAUUAUAAUCUGGCUGGUGUGAAUGGAGGCGUCUGCGCCGGGAUACUGCAGGUCUCCAGCCCAGGAAAGGAGGGGCUUGUCUGCUAUGAGUCGAUGGAUUCUGACACAGCACGGAAGGUUUGUGCAGAUCUGAGGUGCGGAAAGUUUAUCGAGCUUCUAGGCCACAACCUAGACGAGAGAGAGACCGGAUCAAGAACCACGUGGAAUUUGAUGAGGCAGAACACGUCCGAUCCGAUUCUGCGGCCGGCAGUCUGUGCGCAGAGGAAAGUCGCUCAAGUCCGUUGUCAGAAUCUGACUCACCCAUUGAUGAUCCGUGUGAAAGGCAAUGCUUUCGGGUGCGCUGGGAGAGUGGAGGUGAACCUUUAUGGGGGGGACGGCUACUGGGAACCAGUGUGCUCCAGAGAGCAGUGGGACUGGGAGCGUGCUUCGGAGGUGUGUCGGAGCGUGGGGUGCGGGAGGGUGAAGGAAUUCCAGGCAGGAGGGAUUGAGAACAAUAGAGGAGGAGUCAGCUGCCCGAGAGGCAUCCCUCUGUCCAACUGUAGAGCAGAUCUAAAACAAGAGAGAAGCUGCACACCUGCAGAGAUCAUCUGUGAGGUUCCUGCCAGCUCGCUGCCUGUGCGUCUGUCAGAAUCGGGUGCAGCUAGGUGUUCUGGGAUAGUGGAGGUCUCUCUCUCUGGCUCCUGGAGAGGGUUGUGUGGAGGGCAGGGCUGGUCCCUCAAGACAGCUUCCGUUAUCUGCCGGGAAUUAAACUGUCAGGAAGCCCUGGAAAUCCAACCUGCCCGGAUCGGGAACGACAAAGAGAUACAGGGAGUGUCCUGUCCAGAAAACAAGACCAUCCGACAAUGCCACGACCAUUUAGAGGAGAGGAGAUGCACUCCAGCGAGGCUGAUCUGUAACAGUUCAAGUCCAGAACUGGCUUUUACACUGACUGACGGCCGGAGCAAAUGCGCUGGAAACGCCAGCGUCUUCUACGAUGGGACGUUUCAGCCGGUCUGCAGAGACAGUUGGAGCGAGGACGCCGCGUCCACAGCCUGCCGGCAAUUAAACUGCGGGCGCGCGAAGACGAUAUCCGCGGACCGGUAUGCCAAGGUGAGGUCUGGACUGCACUGCGGGCGGAACCACACAAGGCUGGAAGACUGCUGGCAUUUUCUGGAGAAAAAAUCCUGCAGCCAGGCCAUGGUCAUCUGUACAGGUCAUAAAGAAGUCAUUGAGAGCAAAGCUGGUCAGAUAGUAAGAGAUGUGAUCUGUUAUAUUCUGAGCGCUGUCAUCCUCAUCAUGAUCGCCAUCAAAUGUGGCCCACGAAUCUACAAGAAACUACGCAAAAAAGUCUUUAGAAAGAAUGAAAGGGAAUGGAUCGGACCAACACAGAGUCAGAGUGUGUCCUUCCAUCGGAGUCGGAAUGCACUUCAGCCCAGUCCGAGACCCCCCUCCGGUCCGAACACUGAGAAUGAGUACACGACCACGCCCACCCCCAAGAGACACUCCCCCGCCUACCCAGCGCUUGAGAGAAUGCUGGUCAAUGUCACCAGCGAGAAUUCUUCUGCUGGAAACAGCGAAUACGAUUUCUAUUAGUCACAGAGGUCGUGACCCUGCUUUGCUUUCAACCAAUCAGAUUUUCAGCUGCUCCCCAAAAACCAAUGAAAUCCAGGGUAAAGGUAGAUAUUAUUAUUUUUUUUUAAAUUGGUAAGAACUUGAUUUAUUGGAGGAGCGACAGAAGACAGAAACGCUCAGAAAUGACUGAAGCAAAAAAACACACGAGGAGAGGAGAGGAGGAAGAGGAGGAGGAGGAAAAAGAGAGAAGAGGAGGAAGAGGAGGAGAGAAGAGGAGGAAGAGGAGGAGGACGAGGAGAGGAAGAGGAGGGGAAAAAUAGAGAUGAAAACGACUUUUGAAGAUGGUUACGUGAUUUUUUUAAUGACUCACCUGCGAUUGCUUGUAAAAAUAAACCUGCUUGUGUAAAACCUGCUAUUAAAAAAAUAUA